Molecule: messenger RNA, 405 nt
Organism: Mercurialis annua (annual mercury)
Lineage: Eukaryota; Viridiplantae; Streptophyta; Magnoliopsida; Malpighiales; Euphorbiaceae
Product: RING-H2 finger protein ATL39
Exons: 2
Coding region: 1-405 (134 amino acids)
Source: RefSeq, a predicted model, not a curated record
AUGCCUCUAAACUUGCUACAAUCUCCGCCUCCUUACUUUGAUUAUCCUCCUCCGCCGCCGCCGCCGCCGCCGCGAGAUGUUACUGGGCAGCCACCAAACCGAAACCAAUACCGGCUGCCGGUACUGCCACCGGAGAGGAGAGUUGAUCAGCCUCGGCCACCACGGAUUAUUGUAGUAGGGGGGCAAGUUUUUCGGUACAACGGUCGAGAAAACACAGCGGCAAAAGAUGAAUGCGUUAUUUGUUUAAAAGAUUUUAAAGAAGGUGAUGAAUGUAGAGUUCUGAUUAGAUGUAAUCAUAUUUUUCAUAAAGCUUGCAUUGAUCGGUGGACCGUAAGCGAUGCACAUUGUCCGAUUUGUCGAGAUUGUGUUCAACCUCGAUCGAUGAAUCCGAUUCCGGUGACUUAA